AUGGAGAAUGUGGAGGAACGAUGUCAGGGCAUGAGGGAGAACAUGAGCAUUGUCUUCAAGUAUCUGUGGGGCUGUGCCAUAGGACGAAGCUUAUUCUUCUUGGCUCCAGAAGCACAAGGCAGCAGUCUUCCUUCCCACUGCCCCCACCAUGGCAAGAGCCUCUCAGCUCAUGCAGUAAAGAUCAAGUCCAAAGCAGCCUCCCUGAUGCCCCCUUUGGCAAAUGACUUUCUCCCCUCUAACCUCAGAGAACUGGAGGGUGCAGCUCCUCCCUCAUUCACUUGGUAUGUCGUGCAGGACAUAGACUGCCCCUUCCUUGAGGGUUUUUAUAUUACCGGACCAAAGACAAUAAAAGAGUUCCUGUGUACUCCCUCAAUUUACCGUUUGGGUAUUCUGGAAUGGUUGUUCAUAAGACUGUAUCCUCCUUUUGGGGAUUCCAUUGCAACUGUGCCGGACCCUGAGGCUAAAGAGAAAAUACGAGAACUGACCAAACUUGGCAAUGAACUGAUGCUGUGUGGGCCAAAUGACCAGGAUCUCAUUAAGGGCUGUACUGAGGUGGAGGAUCAACUUUGUUUCUUUAAUAAGUUAAUUGAUCUGGUCACCAAUCUGGGCCCUGAAUAUGCCAGCAGUUUCUCCAGUGUGGAGGAGAACUUCCAGAGCUUACUGAAGGACAACAAAAUGCUCCUUAAGAAGGUAUUUGAUCCAAGUUUCCGCAAGGAGGUCCUAGAUCCUAAGUUGAACCCCUUGCCGGCGGACACGGACGCGUCCCGUCGUCGCACAAAGGAGGACCUUCACAGAACGGCAAUGGAGUCCAAGAAGUCCAAAGUGGAAGAGCUUUCUGACAAACUGACCAAGCUGACUGAAAUGCUGCAGACACACAAGGAAGAGGUCUUCAGUCAGAAGGAUGGUGUCAACAGACUGUUUUGGCCAAAUCCUGUUAGACCCAUUGUGCAGAGUUCUUCUCACCAUGGGAAAAUGUCCCGCCAAGGCAAUGGCCCCUUGGGCUUGAUUCUUUCGGAUUUCCAUCAGCUGGUCACUGCAUUUAUACAUGUUUUUGAGAAUGAGCUUCAGGACCACUGCCAUCGCCCAGCACCCCACAUCAGUCCAUGCGGUCUGCUCUUUCAAUCAGUAUACGAAACUCUGACCCUCUUCUUCCAGGAGCUGAAAGCUGUCAAUGAAGUCACGAAUACUUCUCAGGAAGUGGAGACUAAAGCAGAGAAACCACGUCGGGAGAAAGCCUAUUUGGGUGGAGACACCUGCAUGGUGACCUUGGUGGAAAAAAUGAAGGAGUUAAAACGGAUUUAUGAAAUUUUCCAAGACAAUCCUCACACAGCUGGCAGUAUGGACGGAAGUUAAAUGUCCAUUCCACAGUUCCCCAGCUACUUGGGACUUGGCUGUGUCAUGUUGGGGAAGAAGACUUUCUAAAACAAAAACAAAAAAAAAUGAAGAAAAAUAAAGUGAAAAAGUAAUUUGCUUCAA
Gracilinanus agilis (Agile Gracile Mouse Opossum) is the source of this 1476-nucleotide messenger RNA. It is a transcript of the gene HAUS7, whose product is annotated as HAUS augmin like complex subunit 7. Gene Ontology annotation, cellular component: HAUS complex. Gene Ontology annotation, biological process: spindle assembly; centrosome cycle. The record is from RefSeq and is a predicted model, not a curated record. The coding region runs from base 1 to 1353 and encodes 450 amino acids. Gene Ontology annotation, molecular function: microtubule minus-end binding. Lineage: Eukaryota; Metazoa; Chordata; Mammalia; Didelphimorphia; Didelphidae. The transcript is spliced from 12 exons.